Molecule: messenger RNA, 291 nt
Organism: Gongylonema pulchrum
Lineage: Eukaryota; Metazoa; Nematoda; Chromadorea; Rhabditida; Gongylonematidae
Source: the annotation of a GenBank genome assembly
AUGGGUCUGGCGCUGCAUGCCAAGUAUGGUGGUCACUUCUCAUUCCGUGGCGUUAUCAUUUUCCCCGAUACACAUCUUCCGCCGGAUUUCAAAGAAGCGAAAGCAGAGAAGACGUUGAAAAGCGAGGAAGAAAUUGCCAACGCUGUGGAGCUGAUAAACGUUCACUGGAGGGACAAUCGUUACAGGGACUGCGGAAAUCCGAUCGCCAGAUAUUCCGAUUUACAGCUUGAGUACUUUAACACUUUACCUCGUCAUCGUUGGAAACUUCUCGCUAAGUGGUUUCAAGACUAA